Messenger RNA from Manihot esculenta (cassava), 2835 nucleotides. RefSeq lists its product as uncharacterized. NCBI's taxonomy places the organism in Eukaryota, Viridiplantae, Streptophyta, Magnoliopsida, Malpighiales, Euphorbiaceae. Gene Ontology annotation, molecular function: nucleic acid binding. The transcript is spliced from 14 exons. The record is from RefSeq and is a predicted model, not a curated record. Bases 133 to 2385 code for a protein of 750 amino acids.
UUCCUCUUCUUUCUCUCGCCGUUCUAUCCUCAAACCACAAUACGAAUCAUUCGAGUUUGCAAGAUCAGGGAUUGUGUAAAAUUUCAAUGCUAUUUAGCACUCUCUUAUGAGAUUACUCCUUAAUUUCCAGAAAUGGAUGGUCUCACUCUCGCCACCGCCACUUCCACCAAUACCACUGCUUGCUCUUCCUUGCGUAUCAAUAAGUCUCUCUUUCCUCUGUUAUCAGCUAGAAUAAGAGGUGUAAGAAGUAGAAGAAGAGAAGUAGGGUUUAUUAGAAAGAGUAAAUUUGUUGUAUUGGCAGCAAAAGAAGAAGAGCCCAACCUUGACCAGUGGGACCAAAUGGAGCUCAAGUUUGGCCGCAUGCUCGGUGAAGACCCCAAGCUCACCCUUGCCAAGAUAAUGGCUAGAAAGGCAAACCCGGAUGUUUCUUAUCUCGAAGUUGAGAAAUCAUUUUACAAGAACAAGGGUAAAAUAGUGGAAAUAAAGGAACUUCCUUUUGAUGUAUCUAAGGAUAAGAAACCAUCAAAUUCAUUAGAUGGAUUGAAUUUGGUCCGCCCUGUUCCUAAAUCCGGAUUUGAAGUUCCAGCUGAUGAUAAGCCAGUAGCAGCACCAGCCAUAAAGAAGCCGAGCAAACCAGUUGGAAAAGCCAUAGAUAGUACUAAGCGUAGUGUUCCUAAUGUUAUCUUAAGAAAGCCAGCUAUGUUCCUUGAAGAUGAUGUGGAAGAUAAGCCUACUUCAAGGUCUAAAGUGAGGAUUAAACCAAAUUUGACCUUGAAAAUGAGAAAUGAUCAAGCCAGGGAGGAGUUUAGUGAUAUGACUCUGUUGAGAAAGCCAGAACCAUUGAGUGUAAAGGAAGAAUCUUUGGAUAAUGCAGAUACCGACAUUUGCAAUGAUGCAACUAGAUCAAGAACGUUGAAAGAAGAGGAUGUGAAUAACUAUAGUGGUUUUACACUAUUAGAGAAGCCUGAGAAUACAUUGAGUGAUGUUCAGCAAUCUUCUGAAACUGGGACUAGGUCAGUUGCAAAUGAUCAAGAGCUAGAAGAUGAUUCCAGAUUAGAAAUGCAGCCACUUGAUGAGAGCAAGAUUGAGCCCAGUACACAGAGAACUGCCAUAAAUGUACAAUCUGAUGGAAAUUCUGUUGAUUCCCCUGUCAAGAUCUCAUUAGAAGCUACGCUGCAAGGGAAGCCAAAGAGAUUAGACCAAUCACUGAAGGAAGCAUCAACCGCUAGUGUAGCAGAGACAUCUGUUUUAAAUCCAGAAACUCAUGGAAAUGUUGAUGAGCUUUUGAACCGCCCUCCUACAUCGCCUUUAGAGGAUGCUGACUGGUCCAAAGCAGAAAAGCUGCUCAGGACAGGACAUAGGGGAGAGGUGGAGUUAGUCAGCGCUAGUACAAGAGGUUUUGUUGUAUCUUUUGGCUCAUUGGUAGGGUUUUUGCCGUACCGUAAUCUUGCUGCAAAAUGGAAGUUUUUAGCAUUUGAGUCUUGGGUGAAGCAGAAAGGGUUAGACCCAUCAAUGUAUAAGCAAAAUUUAGGAAUCAUUGGCAGUUAUGAUGUCUUCGACAAGAACUUUUCUCCUGAUUCAAGAGCGGAUCCACAAAUUACUCGACAAGGUGGACCAGAAAUUACACCAGAUUUGAAAUUGGAGGAUCUUCUUAGGAUUUAUGACCAAGAGAAACUCAAAUUCUUGUCCUCAUUUGUUGGUCAGAAAAUUAAGGUGAAUGUGGUAAUGGCUGACCGGAAAUUGAGGAAAUUUAUAGUUUCUUUGAGGCCAAAAGAGAAGGAAGAGUCGAUUGAGAAGAAGAGAAAACUCAUGGCUACACUUCAAAUCGGAGAUGUUGUGAAAUGCUGCAUCAAGAAAAUAACUUACUUUGGAAUUUUUGUUGAGGUUGAAGGUGUGCCGGCAUUAAUUCACCAGACAGAGGUGUCAUGGGAUGUAACCUUGGACCCUGCAUCAUAUUUUAAAGUUGGUCAGAUUGUGGAGGCAAAAGUUCACCAAUUGGAUUUCACAAUGGAACGUAUUUUCUUAUCAUUAAAGGAGAUUAUGCCUGAUCCACUGAUUGAGGCCUUGGAAUCUGUGGUUGGUGAUCGUGAUUCCUUGGAUGGGAGAUUACAAGUGGUGGAGGCAGAUUCUGAGUGGACUGAAGUCGAAUCACUUAUUAAAGAACUGCAACAAAUUGAAGGGGUCCAGUCUGUAACUAAAGGCCGUUUUUUCUUGAGUCCUGGUUUAGCUCCGACAUUUCAGGUAUAUAUGGCAUCCAUGUUUGAGAACCAGUAUAAGUUACUUGCUCGAUCUGGAAACAAAGUACAAGAGGUGAUAGUUGAAGCAUCAUUGGAUAAAGAAGAAAUGAAAUCUACGAUUUUAUCAUGCACUAACAGAGUAGAAUAACAAAAUUUCUCGGAAGUUCACAAACUUUCAUAUAUUCCCUUAUUCAGCCCACAUAGAUGGUGCGCUGUAUUGCUCCCUUGAUACUGCAGAUUUGAUAGAGAGUAAAAGCAGAAUCUCAUUGCAGUGACAAGGCAUAUGGGGAGGAAGAGAAUGGAAAAGGGCAAAGGUGAUGCUUUUUCAGUUUUUCAUCGUGUGGUAGAAAGAAGUUGAUGAUGCAGGAAUCAUUUAAAUUACAGGUUUAUAUUGGUGUCACACCAGAACAGAAAAUUCAAUUUCAUUUUGUAUUUUUUUUCUUUCUGGAGUUGAGCUUCCUCCCGUUUCUUCUCUUAUUAGACUUAAUUAUGUGGACUCUGUAGCUCUAAUCUCUGUCUUUUAAUUAACUAUCCAUCAAUUGACUAGGACUGUUUUAAAUGAGAAGGGUACUCAUCAUGCAGCAGUAUUUAUGCUUUA